Schistocerca americana (American grasshopper) is the source of this 3069-nucleotide messenger RNA. Its product is annotated as xylose isomerase-like. NCBI's taxonomy places the organism in Eukaryota, Metazoa, Arthropoda, Insecta, Orthoptera, Acrididae. Gene Ontology annotation, molecular function: xylose isomerase activity. The transcript is spliced from 9 exons. Bases 55 to 1407 code for a protein of 450 amino acids. Gene Ontology annotation, biological process: carbohydrate metabolic process. The record is from RefSeq and is a predicted model, not a curated record.
AGAUUAUGCAUUCAUUCUCCUGCUACUCUCCUCAGUAGGAAGCAAGCCUUAGCAAUGUACGCACAAAGCACAAACAAGCGCCAGAAGACAAUCAACAGUCGAGAAACAGCUCGAAACUUGGAGGCCAAUGACUACUUUCCCGGGUUGAAUCGAGUAGAGUUUCAUGCAGAUGCUGCAUAUGAAGAUACACUUACAUAUCAGUAUUAUAAUGCCGCUGAGCGAAUUCAUGGGAGAGCUAUGGAAGAUUGGCUUCGGCCAUGUAUUUCAUUCAGAAAUGCAUUCUGCCAUUCAGGUGGAGAUUACCCCUUAAAUUCAACACUCUGUAAAUCAUGGGAUGAUGGGUCUCAUACAGAAGAAAAUUACAAGCGGCGUUUGAAGGCAGCCUUUGAGCUUUAUUCCAAACUUGGUGUUAAAUAUUGGACACUGUAUGAUACUGAUAUUGCUCCAGAAGGAGACACUCUUGAAGAAACACAUCAUUUCAUAGAUGAGUCCACUCAAGUUAUACUUGAUCUACAACAGCGUACUGGUAUAAAACCACUUUGGGUUGCUGCUGACCUCAGGACCAAUUGCAGAUAUGUGAGUGGAGCUGUCACAAGCCCAGAGGCUUACAUAACUGGCUAUGCAGGAGCACAACUCAAGAAAGCUCUUGAUAUUGCACAUAAGUUGGGUGCAGAAAAUUUUCUUUUCAAGGGGUUUUAUGAGGGAUAUACUAGCAUACUGAACACAGUCAUUCCUCGCGAACUACGCAUCUAUUCACGUGUUUUGAAGAUGAUUGUAGAUUAUAAAGAAAGACUUGGAUAUAGAGGGCAGUUGCUUCUGGAACCAUGCUAUAAUUAUGAUAAUAGUAAAAACCAUGAUAAUUUUCUUCAACACAACUACAUACAUAGCAUCACAAGUGCACUGAGUUUCCUAAAACAUUAUAAUUUAGACCGACAUUAUAAGCUCAGUGUGCCCCCAGGAGAUCAGCUUUUUAUGGCAGCAGCGUAUGGAUUUCUGGGUUCAAUCGAUGCAACAAACUUGAAACAUCUUUCAGAUAUUUCUGAAGCCACAUUACUCUUCAAAACUGUGAUUGAACAGGGAGGAAUACAGCCUGGUGGCCUCAAUAUUGGAGUUUCUCUGGCUCGUGAAUCAACUGAAACGAAAGACCUCUUCAUAGCAUACGUUCAACAAAUAGACAGAUUGGCAAGAGGUUUACGAAAUGCUGUGAAAAUAGUUGAAGAUGGCUUGUUUAACAAGAAUUUGCAGCAAAGAUACCUGAGUUUUCAUACGGGAUUUGGGAGUCGCAUAGCAAGUGGUGAAGCUACUCUUGAAGACUGUGAAGAUCAGGCUCGGAAAACUCAUGGUGAAACAGUGUUUACAUCCGGAAGGACAGAGCACUGGGAAGCUGUUUUCAACAGAUACGUGUAGUUUCAUAUAGCAGUUAUGAUGAUAGCAAUAUAGAUUUAUAAAAUCACAAGCUUGUUUCUUCUUUUUACUAGUUCUCUAUCUUGAUGUUUAAGAAAACUUAGCUAAAUAAAAUUAAAUCGGUAAAAAUUAACUUUGUGGCUCACUAACAUACAUCAUACAGAUGUUACUGGAAUGUCAGCUACAGGACAAUUUAUAAAUCUUAGUCUCAUGAAAAUAAAUGUGCAGUUGCUGUCACUUUUUGAAAACAAAAACAAAAUAACACACUGACAAUGUAAUGAAAUAGUAGAAUACAAUACCUUGUGUACAAAAAGCUGAAAGUAACUUAGUGAUUGAUAGUGGAAGUAUAGUGGACUGGAGCUAGGAAGUACAUUUCCACACAGAGUGGAGUACAGUGAUGCUGUUCGUUUUUUUUAUUUUGCUUUUUUUCAGGGCCAUAUACCAGGUGUUCAGAAAUUUCUGUUACAAACUUCUAGACCUUGUAGAAGGGAGUGAGUACAUAAUAUUUUCAAUAGGAACCCAUGUCCAGAAACGUCAUCCAACAAUGCUGCAGAGCCUCGAAGUUAAAGACGCCAGUGCCUGUAAUUGCAUGUAUGUACUGGGUGAAUCCGUGAUGAUAUUACAAACUUCCUAGGAUGAUGGAGGAGGACAAAUGCACCAAUUUGAGAAAUGGGUCACUGUACUGGAAAUGAACAAGUCAAAAUUUAUAAGCAAAAAUCAUUCUGACACCUCUGACAGUGGAGUACAUGUACCGGUACUGUUGUUGCUAAGGUUGUAGGGUGGCAGCUUUCAGAGUUGGUAGUAUGGACCAAAACAAGGAAAAAAAUGUCCAGUAAACAUGGGCUCUAAAAUGCAUACCUUAAGAGUUAUGACAACUUGUUGACUAAAGGAGAUGUGUUUCACAGUAGCAAAGAUGAACAAGUGUUCAUAGCUCCUCUGGUAUACAUUUCGGAACCGAUAUUUAUUGGAAAUUUUUCCUCUGAAAGUUCCCUACCCUACAGUCUUUGCAACAACAGUACUGAUACAUCUCUUCCACUGUCAGAUGUAUCACAAUGGUUUUUGUAUAUAACUUUCAACUCAUUCAUUUCCAGUGCAGGGACUCUUGCCUCAAAUUGAUAAUUUUAUCCUUCUCCACAUCUUACACCAUUUGUGACGUCAUCACAGAAUAACCCAGUAUAUACAUACAUCUACAGGUGCUGGAACCUAUAACUUGGAUGCUCUGUAGCAUCGAUGGAUGAUGUUUCCGGACAUGGGUUCCUAUUCAAAAUGUGCUGUACUCACUGCUCACUACAAGUCCUAGAAGUAUGUAAUGGUAAUUUCUGAACAACCUGUAUAGCCUUGAAGAAGAGGUAACAUAUUAGUAUGUAAGAUUAAAGGAAGUUGUAAUUGGUUAUGGACUGCCAUCGCAAUUUUGCUUACUUAAGUAUCAAUCACCAAGUUAAUUUAAAUGAACAAUAGUGAUCAUAUGAAAAAUUGUAGCAUAACAUGAAUUACACAGUGCCUGUCAUCACUAAUAGAUAGCAAAUGAAAUAUCAAUUGCAAAUGUGCAAUUUGCAUCAAACAUGUGGAGCAAUGGGAGUUCUUUACUUCUAAUUUUUGUGUAGAAUACAGUUGUAUCAAACUACAUGAUUUAUGGAAAUACAUAUAUUUAGAAUUUUCACAUCA